Gadus macrocephalus (Pacific cod) is the source of this 2035-nucleotide messenger RNA. RefSeq names its product UDP glucuronosyltransferase 5 family, polypeptide E1 (gene ugt5e1). The coding region runs from base 419 to 2029 and encodes 536 amino acids. NCBI's taxonomy places the organism in Eukaryota, Metazoa, Chordata, Actinopteri, Gadiformes, Gadidae. The record is from RefSeq and is a predicted model, not a curated record. Gene Ontology annotation, molecular function: UDP-glycosyltransferase activity. The transcript has 2 exons.
UUCACGUAUUUUCCCCUCGUUUCUUUUGAAUUCAAGCGUUCCACCAUUUAAGAUCGUAAAGCAACCGGAAUGCCUCUAUAACGUAGCCUAGAGUACUACUGUAUAGCAAUUAUGGACAUAACCUAUAGCCCAUACCAAAUAAAGUAGACCACUUUGUUUACGGCAUUUCCAAGGUCAGGACAGUAUUAUAUUGGAACACGUGUUGUAGAUUAUUUCGUUAUGUCAGAUAUAAGCCAAAGUUCACAGGAGUUUUCCAUCAACUUUCGAAGAAAAGGGUCCAGAGAACCCAACUAACCACAGCCGAGGCAGACGUAGGGGUCCCACUCACGGCCAUUACCGACGCACUGGAGCACAGAAGUGGCUCCUCCAACUCGAGUUGAACUAGUAUCACGUCUUAUGAGCCAACCCUAAGAAUAACAUGACACCGAGGGGCGCUACUGCCGGCGUUCUGCCGCUCCUGCUGGCCACCGCGCUGUGGAGCCUCCCCCCAACGCGGGGCGGUAAUAUCCUGGUGUAUCCACUGGAUGGCAGUCACUGGCUGAACAUGAACAUCCUGUUGAAGGAGCUGCACGAGAGGGGCCACGCCAUCAGUGUGGUGCGCUCCUCCUCCAGCUGGUACAUCUCAGAGGACGCCCCCCACUACACCUCCAUCACGGUGCCCGUCAGCACGGCCUGCAGCCUCGAGGACCCCCAAUACAUGGCCUCCUUCCUGAAGAGGAACCUGGAGCUGUGGACCCACCAGCGCUCCCUGACCUCCUUCAUCGCCCUCCAGCGGGAGGCCAUCUCCCUGCUGGACGGGGCCCACCGGGCCAGCGCCCGUCUGGCCCGCAGGGUUCUGGAGGACCAGGAGCUGGUGGGCCGCCUGAAGGCCUCCCGCUUCGACAUGAUGCUGACCGACCCGGGCUUCGCCGGAGGGGUGGUGGUGGGGAGGUACCUGGGGCUCCCCCUGGUGCUCAACGUGCGCUGGAUCACCAACGGAGAAGGUCACUUCGCCAUCGCGCCGUCCCCUCUGUCCUACGUGCCGACUCUCGGCUCCCUGGUCUCCGACCGGAUGAGCUUCGUGGACAAGCUGAAGAACGCCUUGCACUAUGGCAUCUCGCAGUACGUCGACCACGUCACCGUGAGGCCGCUCUACCGCAGCUUGUGCGACGACUUCCUGGAUCCGAGCACCAACAUCUACUCCCUGAUCCAGGGGGCCGACCUGUGGCUCAUGAGGGUGGACUUCGUGUUUGAGUUCCCCCGGCCGACCAUGCCCAACGUGGUCUACAUCGGGGGGUUCCAGUGCAAGCCGUCCAACCCCUUGAGCGCGGAGCUGGAGGCCUUCGCCCAGAGCUCCGGGGACUACGGCGUGGUCAUCAUGUCUCUGGGCAGCCUGCUCGGCAGCCUUCUCCCGGAGACGUCCGAGGUGGUGGCCGCUGCCUUCGCCCGCCUUCCCCAGAAGGUGGUGUGGAGGCACCUGGGGCCGAGGCCCUCCACGCUGGGCAACAACACGCUGAUCGUGGACUGGCUCCCGCAGAACGACCUGCUCGGACACCCCCGGACCAGGGCCUUCGUCACGCACGGGGGCACCAACGGCGUGUACGAGGCCAUCUACCACGGGGUGCCCAUGCUGGGCCUGCCGCUCAUCUUCGACCAGUUCGACAACAUGGUGCGCCUGGAGGCCAGGGGCGUGGCCAAGGUGCUGGACGUCACCCGAUUGGACGCCGACUCCUUCGCCGAGGCUCUGCGAGAACUUUUGGAUGAGAAGCAGAACUACAAGAGGAACAUGGUGAAGAUGUCCGGCCUGCACCACGACCAGCCCAUCAAGCCCUUGGAUCUGGCCGUGUUCUGGUCAGAGUUUGUGAUGAGGCAUAAAGGCGCGUCCCACCUGCGCACAGAGUCCUAUAUGAUGCCGUGGUACUCGUACCACAGCCUGGACGUCAUGUUGUUCCUGCUGUGUGUGCUGGGGGCUCUCCUGACGGGCUUCUUUACAUGUUGCAAAGUUCUAUUGAGACUGCUCGCAGGUAAAAGAAAAUUAAAACCGAGUUAAUCUUGA